Molecule: messenger RNA, 2292 nt
Organism: Manis pentadactyla (Chinese pangolin)
Lineage: Eukaryota; Metazoa; Chordata; Mammalia; Pholidota; Manidae
Product: rho-related GTP-binding protein RhoQ-like
Exons: 1
Coding region: 320-928 (202 amino acids)
Biological process (GO): small GTPase-mediated signal transduction; cortical actin cytoskeleton organization
Molecular function (GO): GTPase activity; GTP binding
Source: RefSeq, a predicted model, not a curated record
GACCAGACAGUCUUAUGAUCCAGCGGGUCCUCCUGGGGAGGCCGGGCCGGGGAGAGGGCGCGGGCACGGAGAGGCGGGAGCAGCAGGCGGGCAAGGCGACCGGGGUCCGGACGGGGAUCCAGGCAGGGACCAAGGCGCAGGCAGCGCCCCGGGCCCGCCACCCCCUCCUCUCGGGCCGGGGAAGCCGCUGCAUGGAGCCAGGGGGACGGCCGUGCUGCGCGGACCGGCGGCGGCGGACCCCCCAGGAGGGCUGGGGUUGAGCCCGGGUCCGGAGCGGGGGCUCCGGGAGGACCAUGCCCGGAGGCCGGCGGGCCGCAGCAUGGCUCACGGACCCGGCGCGCUGAUGCUCAAGUGCGUGGUGGUCGGCGACGGGGCGGUGGGCAAGACGUGCCUACUCAUGAGCUAUGCCAACGACGCCUUUCCGGAGGAGUACGUGCCCACCGUCUUCGACCACUACGCAGUCAGCGUCACCGUGGGGGGCAAGCAGUACCUCCUGGGACUCUACAACACGGCCGGACAGGAAGACUAUGAUCGUCUGGGGCUUUUAUCUUAUCCAAUGACUGAUGUCUUCCUUACAUGCUUCUCUGUGGUAAAUCCAGCCUCAUUUCAAAAUGUGAAAGAGGAGUGGGUACCAGAACUGAAGGAAUACGCACCAGAUGUACUCUUUUUAUUAAUAGGAACUCAGAUUGAUCUCCGAGAUGACCCCAAAACUUUAGCAAGACUGAAUGGUAUGAAAGAAAAACCUGUAUGUGUGGAACAAGGACAGAAACUAGCAAAAGAGAUAGGAGCAUGCUGCUAUGUGGAAUGUUCAGCUUUAACCCAGAAGCGAUUGAAGACUGUUUUUGAUGAGGCUAUUUUAACUCCAAAGAAACACACAGUAAAACAAAGAAUAGGAUCAAGAUGUAUGAACUGUUGUUUGAUUACGUGAAACAUCUUCCGUGGUCAAGGAACUGUCCGUUUCUCUCAGAAAGCAUAUGAAAUGCCACAGCUACACCCAGACCUCUGAGAAUGAAGCAGUUUAAAAUUUGAAAGAAAAAAAUCCCACAACCCUGUCCUCAGAAUUCUGUCAAGUUCACUAAGAAUGUUUCUUAAAGGUACAAGAGCAGCAGACAGCAUCUGAAGCCACAAUCUAUUAUAAAUACUUUAUUUCAACUAGAAGGUACAAUCUCUCAGGGGUUUCAUAGUUUAAAAAGCUACAAUCACAUCAUGUUGUAACUACAUAAAAAACAGUGCUGUGAAUGGAACUGCCUGGCUUAGACCGCAUGCAUUUCUGCACAGUCUUUAUGGAAUCUGCACAAAGAAAUAUCUUCUCCCUUUGCUUCAGUUAAUUGUUCUUCUUUGUAAGUUGCUUUCUAUUCCAGUAUAUCCAGAGUGGCGAAAUAAUAAGGCCAGCCAUGUAGCCAAAGGUCGCUCCGAGUGUACAGGAGAUGGGCCAUACCUGAGGAGAGAAUGUAUGAGAUCAGAAAGAACAGAUGUUUUAUUACCACCUGAGCACAAGUUAAGUGUAACCUAAACAUUUCUAUAUUAAAGCCUAAUGUGCUUUCUUAAAGAACGCCAAAAGUGUAAUAAGGUCAUAACUGCAUUUAUCAUGAAUACUAACAAUGUACAUAUUUUAGUUAAUGUGCAUUUAACUGUAACAACGCUUCUGGCGAUUGUAGAUUUAGUUUGAUGCUCCCCAAACUGCAUGAGAUACAUGCUAAAAUUACAAAUUAAAAUUUUGGGUCAGACUUUGCCACAAUACUGGACUCAAUGUAGCUCUCUGAACUAGUUGCUUAUUUUGUUCCUUCAUUUCCACAUUGGCUUGUAUAUCAAAUGAAAUGAUAAAUGUGUAUGCUGACCAAAUCACAAGAAACUAAAUCAUGUUAAAGAGAAAGACCUAGAAUUCAAGUGUUUUACAUGGAAUUUAUAACAAAGCAACUGCUUCCAUAAUAAAACUGAUGUUACCUUUCAAAAAAAAUAAUAAUAAUAAUUCAUGUAAACUUUUAACAGAUUUAAUGAUAUAAUUAAUAAUAUAUGUAUUAUAGAAUAUAUAACAAAUAAUGUAACUGAAGAGCUCAAUAAAUAUUAUCUGUUGUUUAUAUUAUUAUUAGACUGAAAUAUGACACAACACAUUAAAAACUUCCCAAGAAUGCAUUUCUAAUCCUACAGUUUUAUACCUGGGAAACAGACAAGAGAUCCAGAAUUUAUGUACAAGGAUGCUCAUGGCAAUAUUGCUUACAAAGUGAAAACCUAGGAACCUAAUCGCCCAUCAGCAACAGCAGUCUGGCUAGAUAAAAUAAAAUAAUUCAUUUU